GUGUACUCUUCAUUCAAACUUAAAUUAAAAUCCAGUGCUUCCAAGACAAAAUUCCUUUUAAUUCUUGCUUCAUUGGGUUUAAAAUAUUGUCGUGAUGACGCUGAACUUGUUGGUUACCUCACCGGCAUGGAGCGCGAAUGCCCAUUUUCACCCUAUCUUUUCUAGCUAUUCCGCCACCGUCAGCCUCUCCUUCCCUCUUCGGCAAUGGAGGCGAAUUCGAACCUUAAACCCGACACUAUCUGCCCGCCGUCGGUUCUUCUUCUGCACUGUUGCGUCCUCUUCGUCGCCGCCGUCGCCGCCGUCGCCGCCGUCGCCGCCGUCGCAGCAAGUUGACAUGAGCGUAGCGGAAGCGAGAGGAGAUACGAUGGGGUGGGGGAAGGUUUCAGCCGUCCUCUUCGACAUGGACGGAGUUCUCUGCGACAGCGAAGAGCCAUCUCGAAUGGCCGCUGUCAAUGUUUUCGCUGAGAUGGGCGUCUCCGUCACCGCCGAUGAUUUCGUGCCAUUCAUGGGGACUGGUGAGUCAAAUUUUUUAGGAGGUGUUGCUUCUGUGAAGGGGGUUAACGGGUUUGAUCCCGAGGCAGCUAAGAAACGGUUUUUUGAAAUAUAUCUUGAUGAGUAUGCAAAACCCAAUUCUGGCAUUGGAUUUCCAGGGGCUCUAGAGAUCAUAAUGGAGUGUAAGAGUAAAGGGCUCAAAGUUGCUGUUGCGUCAAGUGCUGAUCGGAUAAAGGUUGAUGCAAAUCUGUCUGCUGCUGGCUUGCCGACGGCACUAUUUGAUGCCAUCGUCUCAGCUGAUGAAUUCGAGAACUUAAAACCUGCUCCAGAUAUUUUCUUAGCAGCAUCAAAAAUUUUGAAUGUUCCCCCCUCUGAGUGCUUGGUAAUUGAAGAUGCUCUUGCUGGAGUACAGGCUGCCAAAACUGCAAAUAUGAGAUGCAUUGCAGUUACCACUACACUGCCCGAAGAGAGAAUACAGGAAGCCAGUCCUUCACUCGUCAGAAAAGAUAUAGGAAAUAUUUCAAUUCAUGAUAUUCUAGAGGGUGGAAGUUCAGAUCAGAGGUCACAGAAUCAUCAAAAUCUUGGUUCUCUUGGUCAUUCUUACGCUGAGCAGAUGUCAGAAAAAGAAAUUGAUGGAUAUGUUCUGGAUAGUGAGGAAUCCCAAUUUAUUGGCAGAUUUCAAGGUUCUCGGCGAGACAUUCUGAGAUAUGGAAGUUUGGGGAUUGCUAUUUCUUGUCUACUUUUUGCUCUCUCGAAUUUGAAGGUCAUGCAGUAUGCAUCUUUGAAAGGAAUACUUAAUCGGUUUUCAUGGGACAAAAAACCAGUAUUUGGUCAGAAUGGAGGAGAGUCCCGGUCAUCUAGAAUACUACAAUUCAAAAAUUAUUUAUCUGCUUUAGAAUCCAGGGGGACUGUGUCAACCAUGCCUGAAUUUCCAACAAAGCUCGACUGGCUGAACACUGCUCCACUUCAGUUUUCCAGGAAUCUGAAAGGUAGGGUGGUUCUGCUGGACUUCUGGACAUAUUGCUGUAUCAAUUGCAUGCAUGUGUUGCCAGAUUUGGAAUUCUUAGAAAGGAAAUAUUCUGAUAAGCCUUUUACAGUUAUUGGAGUGCAUUCUGCAAAGUUUGAUAAUGAAAAAGAUCUUGAAGCCAUUCGUAAUGCUGUCCUGCGCUAUAACAUCACUCACCCAGUGGUUAACGAUGGUGAUAUGUAUUUAUGGCGAGAAAUGGGGGUGAACUCUUGGCCUACAUUUAUUGUUGUUGGCCCUAAUGGAAAGAUUCUUGCUCAAUUAGCUGGGGAAGGCCAUCGCAAGGAUCUUGAUGAUUUUGUAGAUGCAGCUCUUCAAUUUUAUGAGGAAAAGAAUCUAUUAGAAGCUUCACCUAUUCCCCUUGCUCUGGAGAAAGAUGCUGAUCCUCGUUUAUUGGUGUCUCCUUUAAAAUUUCCUGGGAAGCUUGCAAUCGAUAUCCCUAAUAACAGAAUCUUCAUAUCUGACAGUAAUCACAACCGCAUUGUUGUAACAGAUCUUGAUGGAAAUUUUAGAAUUCAAGUUGGAAGCGGUGGGCAGGAGGCUUUAUGUGAUGGUUCCUUUGAUGAUGCCUGCUUUAAUCGUCCACAGGGCCUUUCCUACAAUCCAAAGAAAAACAGGUUGUACGUUGCAGACACUGAAAACCAUGCUUUGAGGGAAAUCGACUUUGUCAAUGAAACCGUGAGAACAAUUGCAGGAGAUGGAACCAAAGGUUCUGACUACAGUGGUGGAGGCAAGGGAAGUUCUCAGGUCCUCAAUUCUCCAUGGGAUUUAUGCUAUGAUGCUGCAAAUGAUAAGAUUUAUAUUGCGAUGGCUGGGCAGCAUCAAAUAUGGGAACACAAUCUAUCUGAUGGAAGUACCAAAGCUUUUACUGGAGAUGGCUUUGAGAGAAACUUAAAUGGUUCAAGUUCUGCAAACACAUCCUUCGCACAGCCUUCUGGGUUAUCACUUUCUCCUGAUUCUCAGGUACUUUAUGUAGCUGAUAGUGAGAGUAGUUCCAUUCGAGCUGUUGACCUGAAAACAGGAGCUGCAAGGAUGUUAGCAGGAGGGGAUCCAAUAUUUCCGGAUAAUUUGUUUAGGUUUGGAGAUCUUGAUGGAAUUGGCUCAGAUGCACUUUUUCAACAUCCUUUGGGCGUCUUCUGUGGCUCUGAUGGUCAAGUUUAUAUAGCGGAUUCCUACAAUCACAAGAUAAAGAAGCUGGACCCUAUAACUAAAAGAGUUGUAACAUUAGCUGGGACAGGAAACGCUGGGUUUAAGGAUGGCCCUGGUCUGUCAGCUCAGCUUUCUGAACCAUCAGGAAUUACUGAAGCAGGGACCGGAAAAUUUCUUAUAGCAGAUACAAACAACGGUUUAAUAAGAUGCCUUGAUUUGAAUGGGAAAGUCCCUAUAUUAGACACAUUAAAACUGAAAGGAGUACAGCCACCGUCACCAAAGUUAGAUUUGCCAAAACGCCUGAGAAGAAGGGCUUCUGCUGGCACGGAAAUAAUAAAAAUUGAUGGUGGUUCAUCUGCCGAAGGGUCGCUGGAGCUUAAAAUUUCAGUUUCCGAAGGUUAUCAUUUUUCAAAGGAAGCUCUAAGCAAAUUUGAUACUGAAACUGAGUCUUCUGGUGCAAUUAUCUUUGAGCCAAGCAGUGGAAUUUUAAACACUUCUGGAUCUACAUCGUUACGGUUCAUCAGGAGUUCCCCUUCACCUGCAACAGGCAGAAUAAACUGCAAGAUUUACUAUUGCAAGGAGGAUGAAGUAUGUCUCUACCACUCUUUGGCAUUUGACGUGUCAUUCCAACCAGUAGUAUCUGAUUCUAACCCUUCUUGCAUCUCACUAUCAUAUACUGUUACACCCAAGAUUCCUGUGGGUAAAUCCCAAUUUGUAUUUGGCAAUUAAAAUUAUGGAACCAUUACAUGGAAGUUGUAAAUACUUUUCAGUUUAUUCUCAUGCAACUUCUAUUUUUUUGAUGCUCA
This is a messenger RNA of Dendrobium catenatum, 3471 nucleotides long. Its product is annotated as protein SUPPRESSOR OF QUENCHING 1, chloroplastic. NCBI's taxonomy places the organism in Eukaryota, Viridiplantae, Streptophyta, Magnoliopsida, Asparagales, Orchidaceae. Gene Ontology annotation, molecular function: protein binding. The transcript has a single exon. Bases 95 to 3394 code for a protein of 1099 amino acids. The record is from RefSeq and is a predicted model, not a curated record.